GCGCUGGGAGCUGUGGGGUCCGGGACUGGAGCAGCCUGAGCGAGUUUGUGUCUUGGAGGCUGAGCGCUGGCUCUGCUGGUGCUUUUUUAGCUGGACGGCGGAGAUUCGCAGCCAGACCCCAGAGCCGCCUGUUGCUGCUGACUGGAGUUUGGGGAGGAAAACUCUCAGUAACCCGAAGGAUUUCCUCUUCGGAGAAGCAACAACGAAAGACUAGCAGGAAGAAAAGGGCACUUUCUGCCUAUCUGGAUCGCAGUGCAGGAGGGCAGUGCCAUGCUCCUCUCCAUCCUCGUGGCGUUGUGCCUGUGGCUGCGCCUGGCGCUCGGCGUGCGCGGCGCGCCCUGCGAGGCGGUGCGCAUCCCCAUGUGCAGGCACAUGCCCUGGAACAUCACGCGGAUGCCCAACCACCUGCACCACAGCACGCAGGAGAAUGCCAUCCUGGCCAUCGAGCAAUACGAGGAGCUGGUGGAUGUGAACUGCAGCGCCGUGCUGCGCUUCUUCCUCUGUGCCAUGUAUGCGCCCAUCUGCACCCUGGAGUUCCUGCAUGACCCUAUCAAGCCGUGCAAGUCCGUGUGCCAGCGCGCGCGCGACGACUGUGAACCCCUCAUGAAGAUGUAUAACCACAGCUGGCCCGAGAGCCUGGCUUGCGACGAGUUACCAGUCUAUGACCGUGGGGUGUGCAUCUCGCCAGAGGCCAUAGUCACCGACCUCCCAGAUGACGUGAAGUGGAUAGACAUCACACCAGACAUGAUGGUGCAGGAACGGCCCCUUGAUGUGGACUGUAAACGCCUAAGCCCUGAUCGGUGCAAGUGCAAAAAGGUGAAGCCAACUUUGGCAACAUAUCUGAGCAAAAACUACAGCUAUGUUAUUCAUGCCAAAAUAAAAGCYGUGCAGAGGAGUGGCUGCAACGAAGUAACAACAGUGGUGGACGUAAAAGAGAUCUUCAAGUCCUUGUCACCCAUCCCUCGAACACAAGUCCCGCUCAUUACAAAUUCCUCCUGCCAGUGUCCACACAUCCUGCCCCACCAAGAUGUUCUUAUCAUGUGUUACGAGUGGCGCUCAAGGAUGAUGCUUCUUGAAAAUUGCUUAGUUGAAAAAUGGAGAGAUCAACUUAGUAAAAGAUCCAUACAGUGGGAAGAGAGGCUGCAGGAACAGCAGAGAACACUUCAGGAUAAGAAGCGAACUGCCGGACGCACCAGUCGUAGUAAUCCACCAAAACCAAAGGGAAAACCACCUGCUCCCAAACCAGCCAGCCCUAAGAAGAAUAUUAAAGCUAGAAGUGCCCAGAAGAAAACAAACCCCAAAAGAGUGUGAGCUGACUGCUGUCCUAAAUGGAGACUUCCUUACUGACGAGGCCAGGCCUUGCCUGGGACAGCCUGUGUAAGGCCACGUGCCCCUUGCCUUAACGACUCACUGCAGUGCUCUACAUAGACACAUCUUGCAGCAUUUUUUUCUUCAUGAUAGGCUUCAAUUUCUAUUUCUAAGGCACCACAAGCCAUACUGAUAGGUUUGCCCUUUGGUAUGGAAGGUGUAAUAAAUAAAGUUGGUUGAAAGCGUUUUGCAUUCAGAGUAGUCUGUGUGCAUAUUCUAUGUGAUUUCCAUGUGGAGGAAAUAUGCUUUUGUUCUUAGAAUCUGACCUAAUAUGAGUGUUGUAAAACUAAUGCCGUAUUUCAAGCGAAGUGCUGAUUUUUUGGACAAAAUAUUUGGUUUCUGCUAAAAUGUUAACAAUAUUUGAAAAUGUGAUGGAAAACAUAAUGCUUCUGAGGAAAGCAAGAGAAAUGGAUGUUUAAAAAAUCUUUAUGUGUUUAAUGUCUGCACAAAGAUUUUUGUGAUGAAGGCGGAUUUUUGAAAUAUCUAGAGAAGGAAGACAUGGAAAAUGGUAAUGUGUAUUUGUAAGACUUCCAGCUCUGUUUUUUAGGUAAAAGCUCUUUAAAAAAUCUAAAGUAAUAACAAACAAAUAAAUAAA
Molecule: messenger RNA, 1963 nt
Organism: Urocitellus parryii (Arctic ground squirrel)
Lineage: Eukaryota; Metazoa; Chordata; Mammalia; Rodentia; Sciuridae
Gene: Sfrp4
Product: secreted frizzled related protein 4
Biological process (GO): canonical Wnt signaling pathway; non-canonical Wnt signaling pathway
Cellular component (GO): cytoplasm
Molecular function (GO): Wnt-protein binding
Source: RefSeq, a predicted model, not a curated record